Molecule: messenger RNA, 225 nt
Organism: Effrenium voratum
Lineage: Eukaryota; Dinophyceae; Suessiales; Symbiodiniaceae
Source: the annotation of a GenBank genome assembly
AUGUUGCAGGCGGCCAAGUUGCCGGAAGAAGAGAGGCAGGCUGUGAGCAUCGGCCAAAGUGCUGUUUACAGAGCAGCCUGGGCAGCGCACUACCGCACAAGGUUCAUGAAGGAAAUGCAGGGCGAUUCCGAGCCGGCUGCGCCGGCCGUGCCGGCUGCGCCGGCCGUUCCGGCGGAGGCGAGUGGCUGGAGGAUGGCUCCCACGGCCCUGGAGAUGUUUGAAUGA